This is a messenger RNA of Musca domestica (house fly), 2318 nucleotides long. RefSeq names its product carbonic anhydrase 2 (gene CAH7). Gene Ontology annotation, molecular function: zinc ion binding; carbonate dehydratase activity. NCBI's taxonomy places the organism in Eukaryota, Metazoa, Arthropoda, Insecta, Diptera, Muscidae. Bases 669 to 1607 code for a protein of 312 amino acids. The transcript has 5 exons. Gene Ontology annotation, cellular component: cytoplasm. The record is from RefSeq and is a predicted model, not a curated record.
UUGCAAAUCGUAUCACAUUCAUCAACAGUGGACGAUGUUAUGCCGUUGUAGUCGUUGUCGUUCUUGUUGUUGUUGUUGCUCUUGCUGCUGUUGCUAUUGUUUUUGCUUUCACAUAUUGACGCCUCGAGACCAUAAAACUCGGUACGGUGAUAUUUUUUCGUAUUUAAAAUGAAAAGUUUUCAACAGUAAUCGUUCAGAUUUUGAACGAAACGGUAUCAAAAGAAAGAAAAUUCCCCAAAAAAAAAAAAAAAAAAAAAAAUAGCGAAACAAAAAGAAAAGCAAUUUCCCGCAAAAGAAUUACCACCUGUCAGCUGCUCAAUAUUAUUAGAAAGGCAAAAAAAAAAGAAAAUUAAAUUAAAUGAAUUAAAAAUAAAUAACGGUUAACAAUUUAAAGGCUAUUUAAAUUGAUGAAAAUUUCUGUUAUUAACCGGCAUUUUUUACAAAGUGUGAUAGUUUAAAAAUCCGUAUUUAAAGUUCCUGUACCGCACUGAAUUUUGGCAUCGCGUGUUUUGCUGCCAUUGAUUGCAAAUUAAACAAACAUUACAAUUAACUAAAUUGUUUCGAACAAAAAGCAAAAGUGUUGAUUUUUAUUUAACAAAAAAUAAAAAAGACCAACCGUUUUACUUUUCACAAGGAUAAUUGCCAAGCAAUUGAUUAUUGAAAACAACAUGUUGCCAUAUAUGUUUUUAAUUACCGCAUUUCUUAGCUUAAGUGGCCUGCCGUUGAGCAAUGCUGAUACCAGUGCCCAUUGGGGCUAUCCAGAUUACAGUGAAAAUGAAGAAUUUCCAAAAUGGGGUGGAACUUGUGAUACCGGUACUCGUCAAUCGCCCAUCAAUUUGAGUCUGAGAAGUGCCAUCAAGGGUGUGUAUGAGAAAUUGGAAGGCGAUAAUCAUGAUAAGAGCAUAACAGAGCUAUCGAUGGUGAAUACGGGUCAUUCAGUCCAAUUAUCCGAUUUUGAUGUGGACAUUGAAUUGGAAGGAGGUCCCCUGAAGGAUGAAUAUGUCUUGGAACAAAUCCAUUUCCAUUGGUGGUCGGAGCAUACCAUUGAAAAUGUCCGCUACCCUUUCGAAAUGCACAUGGUCCAUCGUAACAAGAAGUAUCCAAAUAUGACUGUGGCCACUUUGAAUAAAGACGGUUUGGUGGUGGUGGGCGUCUUGUAUCAUGCCUCGUUGGAACGUAAUCGCGUGGUGGAUGACAUCCUGUCCGAUUUUGUUCCUAUUAUGAGCUACGAGCAGAUAAAUAAUCCAAUUAAAAUUAAAACAAAUUUCAAAAUCAGUGAUUUGGUACCAGCCAUUCCAAGCUACAUUACCUAUGAGGGGUCGUUGACCACACCUGGAUGUAAUGAGGCGGUUACAUGGAUUGUUUUGGCCGAAACAUUCCCCAUUGGAAUUGAUCAGGUCGAGGCCUUUAAGUCAUUGGAAUGCGAAAGAGGAAAAACACUGGCCAAUAAUUAUCGCGUCAUUCAAAAGACCAACGAUCGCGCUGUUAUCAUUGUGACAAAUGAAUUCCGCAAAGAUUCAGGAAAUGGUUCGGCUUCACUGGAAUCGACUGGAUCGCUGUAUGCAAUGCUUGUCAUUGCUGGAAUAUUGCUUAAAUAUUUCAAUUAAAAAUAAAAACGAUUUUUAAAAAUUACAUUUGUAGAUAAUCUUUGAUUGACUAUGACAUUAUGCUCUCUAACUAUCGCUAUCUCUCUCUAAAUAUGUUAAUCACAAAAAUCAAAAAACCACAUAAAAUAUACCAAAGAUAUAAUUAAUAACUAUUUAUUUAAUAAUAUGCCUACUACAAUUUAAGACUAAAUAUUCAUAUUUAUAUAUUUAAAUAAAAUAUGUUUAUAUGUUCAUGAUCAUUCAUUUGUGUCGUCGUAUAGUUCCUUUUAUUAAAUUUAAAAAAAAUAUUAAUUUAAGAGUCAAACAAAUUAAACUACAACAAAAGUGUGCAUUUUAUUUCUAAUUCAUCGCCCAUAACCGAGUAUCUCAAAUAGUUUAUAACAAAAAGAAAAUAAAUAAAUAAACGAAAACAAAAUCAACAUUGACAUCGAAACAUUCAGAGGAAAACAAAAAAAAAAAAAAUAAUUAACUAAAACAACUUGUAAAAUGUCUAGUUAAUUUUUUUUGUCUUUAAAUUUAAAAUUAAGUGUUUGUUGUAUUAGCAAUUAAUUAUUCACUGUUAUUUAUUUGGCAACUCACAUCAAUUUUGUUCUUGGUAAUAAUUUAUUUAUUUAUUUUGAAAUAAUGUAAAUGUCUUUUUCGAUUUCUGUAACUAGUCAAUGUCCUUUGUGUGAAUGUAUAAAUAAAUAAAAUAUUUAAAUAAUAAACAUA